Molecule: messenger RNA, 2958 nt
Organism: Aphidius gifuensis
Lineage: Eukaryota; Metazoa; Arthropoda; Insecta; Hymenoptera; Braconidae
Gene: centrocortin
Product: BICD family-like cargo adapter 2
Exons: 7
Coding region: 672-2819 (715 amino acids)
Source: RefSeq, a predicted model, not a curated record
GUCGAGUUGAGCAAGUACUUGCUGUCAUGCGUCGUCGGGACGCCGGGCCCAGUGAGCGUAUCAACUCGUGGCAUGUUGUCUCAUUCUUUUAAUAACUAAAUUUUGUUCAACUAUAAAAUUAAUAUAAAUAACGUGUAUUCCAGUGUGAUCCAGACCAAUUAAAACCAACAAAAAAAAAAAAAAAAUAUUUAAUAAUCCAGUACUUUGAGUUUAGAAUUUUGUAGUUUUUUAUUUUAUCAAGAACAUAUUGUGUGUAUGGAGAUAAAAAAAAAAUAAAUUAUAUAUUCAUACAACCGCCUGAUAUUGAUCAUCUUUUUUAUGAAAAUUUUUUAAAUUUGCAAGAGGACAAAGUGAAAGUUGAUUUCGUGUUGUGGAAGCCAAAGUAUUGGCCUUCCUCUUCCACCUGUGUGCACGAUCAUUCAGCUGAGACAAUAGUGAACGGGGUCAAAGGUGAAUGGGAAGCCAUCAAAAUAAUCCAAUUUUUUAUUAUCAAUAUUAUUUUAUUAUUAAUUGGAAUAGACAGAUCAACAUAGCCAGAUAAAUUCCUGAAAUUUGAAUAUUACAAUUAAAAAUUGAGGUAGUCUAAGCUAUUUAUAAUAGAAUCAUAAAAAAUUAGUCUACAUUUUCAAGAUUGUUUAUUUGAUUUGUAUCACAUUGGAAACACAAUAAUCAUGAGUCUAUUGUCAUCAAUUAAUGCAAGGAGUCUUGCUGAUGAAGAGCACGAUCGCAAUAUGCUUCAGGAUCUUCAGUUAGCAGCUGAACUUGGUAAAACAUUGCUGGAACGAAAUAAAGAACUUGAGACAAAUCUUAAAUCACAUCAGACCACGAUUGAAGAACAAACCCAAGAGAUUGAGUAUAUGAAAAAACAAACUGCAGCAUUGAGAGAAGUGAAUGACUCAAGGUUGAAAGUCUACGAACAACUAGAGGUCAGUAUUCAAGAUUUAGAACGUGCCAACCAUCGACUUAUUGUUGAAAACACUGCUGACAAAAAAUUAAUAAAAAGUCAAGGUGUAACAAUUGAAAAUCAAGAAAUAAAAUUUGAUGAAUUACAAAAAAAAUUUGAUGAACUAAAAAUUGAUUAUGAAAGUUUAUCACGUCAACAAAAUGAUAUACAAUCAUCGACAAUUGGGAAAACACAACUAUCAGAAGAUUGCAGCACACCCCAGAACGCUGCAAGAAAUUUACAAAAGUUAUCACCAAUAUCGUCGAUUGAUAGUACCAUAUCAAAUGAUGACGGAGAAGUAACUGAAUUAUUACGACAAUUACAUGAAACACGUAAUCAAAGGAUAAGAGAACAAAAACGUGUUAAUGAAUUACGUGAACAACUUGAAAAUCUAUUGAAAGAAAAUGGUUCACUUGAAGAACAGCUCAAUGAAUGGCGCAGUAAAGCACAAGAUAUAAAAAAUUUACAGGAUGAAAUAAAUACUUUGGAAGAAGUCAGACAAGGAAAAUUAUGUGGUAGAUGUCUUCGUGGUUGUGAUACACGUACUCACGACGAAUUGUCAAUAAUGCUUGAUGCUGAAGAAGACGAUGACUUGAGCAUUGCUGAGUCAUACUUGAAUGAUAGCCGUUGUGAUUCUGAUACAUUAGUGCAGGAUUUGAAUAAUUCACCAGUCGUACCAAACGAAAUAAACAUAAAUCCUUAUCGAGUAUUGGUUGAAAAAUAUGAAGCAUUAUUAGAAGUCCAACGUCGUCCAGCUCUACGAAAGCAACAAAAUCCUCCAGCUCCUUGUUUAUCACUUCAAGAAGAAUUAGAAAUGUCUGGUGAUUUUAACACCUUCCAAAAUCUUUCAACAGAUCGUCAAGAAGAUCAAAUCAAAAUGAAUGGUACUACAAAUCAAAUUCAAAAUCAUGGAAAAAAACAGCAGCAUGUAUCAUCAACACCAACAGACUUUUCUGAGGCUGAAACAUCAUCAUCAGGUUUUUCAGAUGAAACAAGUAACAAAGGUACACAAACAGACGGACGACCUGGUUCAUUUCUUUGUUCAAUCGCUGAUGGUGAAGAUUACAAAUUUAGUAUUUACGAUGAUAAUAGUAAUUUUGAAAGUCGUUUUCAACAAACUCCAGAGUAUCGUCAAUUAUUUAGUGAAAUAUUUGGUGUAUUAAAACGUGCUGCUGAAGCGAAAGAUGAGGGUGAAAAUCUUCCUCUUCUUGACAACCAAAAUCAAGCACAAAUUAAUCAUAAUGAUAUUAAUAAUCAACAAGAUGAAUCUGAAAUAACAGAUGAUAAUCAAAGUAUAAUGUCAUCAGCAAUAUCAUCAGUUGUAUCUGAGCCAGUAAUCCGUAUUCAAACACCAACACCAGAAAAAAAUGAUAAAAAAAAUAAAAUAAUUGGACAAAAUCAACCCCAAAGACAUCAUCAACAUCGUUCUCUAAUUACAGAUAAUUUAUCAAUGCGAUUGAGAAAAAAAAAUACAGCUAAAAAAAGUGCACAAAAGAAAUUUUCACUUAAUGAACGUUCAAUAACACCAGAUAUUAUACCAUCAUCAAGUCCAAAAAUAUUACAAAACAAAACAAAUAAUAACAAUACCAAUAAUGGAAAAAGAAAUAAAUUUCGUCCAUUAACAGCUGCUGAACAAGAUGGUACAUCAUGGAACGGUAAUACAUUACAUAUAUUUCCAAGUAAAUCACGUGAACAACAUAGACGUAAAUCAUUUACACGUUUUAAUGAACAAUAUAAUAAAACCAACUGUGAAUAUAAAGAGUAUAAACCAAGCUCAGCAUCAGAGGAAGUCGCUAGACUUCGACAACUUGAAAUGUCAUAUGCUGAGGUACUUCGUACGCCAAACAAACCCAAAGCCAAUUCACGUAGAUACUGAGGGAACAGUUAAGAAAGUCAAAAAAUAUGUAAAAAAAUUUAAAAAAAAAAUCAAAUAAAUAAAUAGAAUCAAUUAUUUUUUACUCGAAUUUUCAUCCAGAACAAUGUGGCUCAUCAUUUAUGGUCGUUGUCGUCUAAAC